AGAGAAGGUGGCCAGGCGAGUCGCCGAGGACUAUGGAUUUCGCUAUUUGGGCAAGAUAAAUGAUGAUUGGUUCCACAUGGAGCAUCGAUCCGUGGCGAAGAGGUCGACGGAACCACAUCUCGAAAUGCACCAAAGGCUAAUGAAUGACUUCAGAGUACGUCGAGCGGAGCAACAGCGGGCAAAAUCGCGUACUAAAAGGGAUCUUAUAAUCAAACGUCCGUCCAAUAUACUAACCAUGCUAAACGAUGAGAGGUGGCCUCAGAUGUGGUAUUUGAAUAGAGGAAAGGGGUUAGACAUGAACGUGCAAGGUGCUUGGGCUGAGGGAAUUACAGGAAAUGGCGUCGUCGUCACAAUUCUUGACGAUGGAUUAGAGAAAGAUCAUCCAGAUCUGUUCAAAAAUUACGAUCCUCAGGCUAGUUACGACGUUAACAGUCACGAUGAAGAUCCCAUGCCGAGGUACGAUCUCGUAGAUAGCAAUCGACACGGUACCAGGUGUGCCGGAGAGGUCGCAGCCACUGCCAACAAUUCUCUUUGCGCUGUAGGUGUUGCUUUUGGAGCUGGCGUAGGUGGUGUUCGAAUGCUGGAUGGCGACGUAACAGAUGCCGUCGAAGCAAGAUCUUUGAGCCUUAAUCCUCAACACAUCGAUAUUUAUAGCGCCUCGUGGGGACCGGAUGACGAUGGCAAGACUGUAGACGGUCCUGGUGAACUGGCCACCAGAGCUUUCAUCGAGGGAAUUACCAAAGGUCGCAACGGUAAGGGUUCGAUCUUCGUGUGGGCGUCCGGGAAUGGCGGCCGGGACCAUGAUAACUGCAAUUGUGACGGCUAUACCAAUAGUAUCUGGACGCUGUCGAUCAGUAGUGCGACAGAGAACGGCCUUGUGCCUUGGUACAGCGAGGCGUGCUCGUCCACUCUCGCCACCACAUACAGCUCGGGUUCUACCGGCGAGAAGCAAGUCGUCACUACGGAUCUACAUCAUCACUGUACCAGUAGCCACACCGGCACCUCCGCAUCGGCGCCGUUAGCAGCCGGCAUUUGCGCCCUUGCUCUGGAAGCGAACAGAGACCUUACCUGGAGGGAUAUGCAACACAUCGUAGUCAGGACAGCUAAACCUGCGAACCUGCAAGCACCAGAUUGGGUAGUCAACGGCGUCGGUAGAAAUGUAAGCCACAGUUUCGGUUACGGGCUGAUGGACGCCACUGCCAUGGUACGCUUAGCGAGAAGAUGGAGGACCGUCCCGGAGCAACACAGAUGCGAGGUAUCGGCGCCACAUACAGGCAGGACAAUACCACCAAAGAGCCAAUUGGUCCUCGACUUACAUGUCAAGGAUUGCAGCGGCGUUAAUUUCCUCGAGCAUGUUCAGGCGAAAGUAUCGCUGAUGGCAGCGAGACGAGGAGAUCUUCAGAUACAACUAACGUCUCCUCAAGGCACGAAGAGCACUCUUCUCGCUAAAAGGCCGCACGACAUCUCGAAGGCCGGUUUUAGCCAAUGGCCAUUCAUGUCAGUGCACACGUGGGGAGAGAGGCCGCACGGCACCUGGAAAUUAGAAAUUCACAAUGAGGGUCGAUACCUCGGACGCGCUACUCUGCACGAAUGGGCGUUGAUUUUCUACGGUACCGCAACGCUGCCCGAUCGGACCGAGUACGCUCUUUACAAUCCGGCCGGUAUGAGUAUGCCCAGACGACCGUUCGUCAAGCCACGCGAGACCAUCCCGAAGAAUCAGAACACCCUGGCGAAAGGCAAGCAGACGCAGCACAAAUCCGACAAGUCCGGCAGUAUGAGCCCGCCCUACGUGAUGAACGCUCAGAUUCAGUCCCAGAGGAAGGGCAAGGCCCGCGGUCAGUACAAGAAUGGCAAGUCGGCCAAUCGGCCGAAUCCCAAGCCCACCGUUCAGACUCUUCGGGGUCUCACCGGAAUCAAUAGAGGGUCCAACAACGUAGUCGGUGACGUGCGUUUGAUUACGUCGAGACCACGUGGAAGGAGUACACCCAGCCCUGUUACCAGCACCGUGACUCAGGCCGUUGCGACAACAAAGGCGCAGACCACCACGACAAGUAAACAGAUUAUUACACAGAAGAUCAUCGACGUGGUUACCGCCUCGCCCCUUCAGCGGGGACUGAUCUUGUUGGAACCACCGGCAAAGGCGGCCACUAACAAAGUCCCGGCGGUAUUUCAACAGUAUCCCAAGAUUCAACAGCUUUAUCCAGUUUACGGUGGAGCUCGCGGUACCGGUCAGCAUGCCACAAGGGCCAAAGGACUCGACCUGCUGCAGGACGAGCAAUUUGACCCAAGGAAUCUGCAACUGGAUAAGGACACACUGGAGGAGUGGAAGCUUGUGUUCUUCGGCACGGAUGCUUCAGUGGAAGUGGACGACGAGCUAGACAAGGACAAACCGCUGCCGCCAGUGGUCCCUGAAGAAGUCAACAACGCACCUUCGGACGUCCGGCACAAUACUGUGGAUACCGAGGGCGAUCCGUGGACAGGUAGCCGAAAGAUGGAUCGAGUCUCACACCCAGAGGUGCAGAGGCCAACAACGGAGAACCAGACGAGCGGUUGUGCCGCCUUCGAGGCCGGAGGCAGCGGGUGCCUAGGUGGGUGCCUCAUACUACUCCUUCUAGCCUACCUGACCAGCGUGCCCGGCUGGCGAGAGUUGAUCACCAGCUGGCCUGCCUCGACGAACAGUCGGAGCGAAUUUGGCGCGGAGGCGGAUCGGCUGCUGAUCGCGGCAGCGAACGUCGUUCCAACGACGACGUCGACGUCGUGGAUUAGCAACGCGACGACGCAACGCGUCCCGGCGGCGAUACAUCGCGCGCCGGAAGCGUGCAGGUGUUCAUGAUGACAGCGGGUCGCGUUUGGCUCCGCGACGACUCGCAGUUCGAUCCUAUGACUUCGGGUUACCGGGAUUGUCGACGCGGGUGGCCGCGCGGAUCUCGUGUGCCUGACGCAGUCUUGUGAUCCGUGAAAUUCUAAUGUACUUGUGAUGCGUAAAGAGAAGGUAUCGCGCGUAAAAAUUGAAAGAGGGGAAGGGAACACAAAGAGGAGGAUUCGUGCUUUCUCUCCCGGUGCUAAUUGUCUCGAGAAGAGAUCGGAAGAAUUAUCAAUACUGGAGUAUCGUCUGUCCUUCUCUUCCUGAGAAAAAAAACGAAUGUGUGUUGGAUGGUGGACACAUCGAGUCUGAGGACUCUAUGGCUCCGUUAGAGUGUUCCUCGUGAUCAGGGAAAUGCGAUUUUCUCGUUAACACGCGCCGUUAGACUUGGCCUAAUUCAUUUGUAUCGUGCAAGAAAGCGAGUCUCUCAUAGUCGACACGAAACGUCCGGACGUCGUGACAACACUCUACUCGUCAGGAGUGUCAAUGGUGGCUUCGACUGAUCAAAGUUCAUCGCGAUGAGGAUGCACGGGAAAUGGAAUUAAAUGGCUACGAGGCAGGAAAUGCAUAGCUUUGUUAUCGAUUGCAUGAUGAACUCUCGGUUUCUUGUUGAAAGCACUCAUUUCUGGAGGAAUUUGACUUAGAGCAUCCUAUAUUUAGACGAUUAAAAAGAUCUCUUCUUUUUUAAUAUCAUUAUAUUAUAGACUUAGCCAAUUGUAAAUCAAGUUAAAAGUUAAUACCAAUUAAGCCGACACAUAUUCGCGUGUA
Molecule: messenger RNA, 3631 nt
Organism: Trachymyrmex cornetzi
Lineage: Eukaryota; Metazoa; Arthropoda; Insecta; Hymenoptera; Formicidae
Product: furin-like protease 1, isoforms 1/1-X/2
Exons: 11
Coding region: 77-2833 (918 amino acids)
Biological process (GO): peptide hormone processing
Cellular component (GO): Golgi membrane; trans-Golgi network
Molecular function (GO): serine-type endopeptidase activity
Source: RefSeq, a predicted model, not a curated record